AUGCCCGUCAGCCGUAAACGCAAAGCCGUCGCUGAAGAGMCUACUGCUACCACGAAACAGACGCGUGCAGCCAAGACACAAAAGACCAUCAACACAUUCGGUGGCGUUGGAAAGCCAAACAAACAGAACAUCGAGUGCAAGAAGAGAAAGACGGUUCAUGGUCGCGAAUCCACGCCUCCACCUAUUGCCCUUGUCGCGUCGCAGGCAGAGAAUAAGAGAAAGCGAAGCGCGAACUACAGUGACGAUGAAGAGAUUGCAGUGUGCCCUCGCAAGGAAGUCUCCAAGGACGCAGGAGUUACAGUACAGCCUGCUAUUCUAUCCACUCCUCGCAACAAGCGCGUGAAGAACAUGCUCCCAUCGCCGGCAGAAACCCCGACGCGAGGCGCUGCUGCGCUCUUCGAUCGUCUGGACAUUGCCACAAACGCGCGUCCAAUCCCAAUUGCGCUUGGAGGACCACUAGGCGCGUACAACACGCCUCCGGAAAGCCCGAGCAAGGACGAAGGAGCCGACCUCGGCAUUCUCGCCGAUCUUGCAGACCUCCGUCAUCUUUAUUCAUCAUUCCUGGCCGCACUUUCUAUGCACUACUCACACAACGGAACUUCAUCACCCGUUGAAGUAAGCACUCUGCUCGACAUGAUUACGAGGCACUACAAGAAACGAAGUGUCAAACUUGAGGAUCUCCAGCGCAUUCUGACGAUUGCGUCAAGAUUGGAUCAAAGCUUCAGUCUGGAGCACUAUGGGCGAGCAGGUGUUCGUCUGACAAGACCUGAGCCGCGCGGUCGUGCGCUCUUGCAGUCCCCGGGCUUCGUGGACGAAGCAAAGCUGAACGCCAGAUUUGGAGACGCUCUUCGACAGUCCUGGCAGAGCUGGGAGGCCUGCACAGCAAAGGAGAACAGGAAUUCCGCCGCAUUCUUGAGCCACCUGCCAUUGAUGACAAUCAACAAGAACGCAUCCGCUGCGAAAGCAGCACCUCUGUUUGCUCGCGGAGAACAACGUCUCGCUGAUCUCAAGGCCAGCCAAGUAGCAGCUGCGAAAUCAGAGAUUGCGAAGCCGACACAAGAUGAAGUGCUCUCGCAAAGAUCUGCUCAAGCGACUCAGAACCGCGGGACCGCACUGCUCGACCGUAUCUUGGCAAAGCAGAGMAUAGCAUCCACGCUCCCUGCAGGGCCUACCAAGUCGCAGCUGGAGCGAAAGUCUGCUCUUCACAGGAUUGAGGAAAUUGCCAGGAUUCUGUCCCUGCUUGCAUCUUCAAAGGAAAGGUGCAGUUUCAGCAUGCAGGUUGUUACGCAGCAGCUGCAACAGAGCCUGCGGAAUCCCAUUAGCAGAGAGGAAGUGGAGAGAUGCUUGGAGUUGAUGAGCAGGGAAAUCGUGCCCGCCUUUAUCAAGGUGGUGCAAAGCGGAGAAGUCAAGGCCAUUACCAUCACGAAGAGUGGUAACGUUUCACUGGCUGAGUUGAGGGAAAAAGUACAGAUGGCUUGCGCAUGA
Ramularia collo-cygni is the source of this 1485-nucleotide messenger RNA. RefSeq lists its product as uncharacterized. The coding region runs from base 1 to 1485 and encodes 494 amino acids. The record is from RefSeq and is a predicted model, not a curated record. NCBI's taxonomy places the organism in Eukaryota, Fungi, Ascomycota, Dothideomycetes, Mycosphaerellales, Mycosphaerellaceae. The transcript has a single exon.